AUUUAUGGAUUUUUUUGUCAAUAUGUAAUCUGGAUACAUAUAGCACCAAAUUUCUAGAAUUCUUCCGACGCUAAAACUGAUCUUUUCCUUGUAUCGCAAAAAAACUGUCUUCAGAAACCCUAAUUUCAACUGAAAAAAUGGCAGAAACCGCCGAUACAACCAACACCACCGUCUCAACGCCGCAGCCACAAUCAGAAAGCUCCAAAAGAAGCAGAUCAGACGAAACAAGUUGCCUCAAAAGACGCAGAUCUGACGCAACAUCAGAAGUCGAAGAUCUGACAAAAGAAGCGAAAUCUGGAGGAAUCGUGUACAGCGUUUGGCCACCGAGUCAGAAUAGUCGCGAGCGCAUCUUGAAUAGCUUGAUCAAGAAAUUAUCCACAGACUCGUUCCUCUCCUACAAAUACGGAACGAUUAAACCUGAGGAAGCCUCCGCCGUCGCGAAAUCUAUAGAGGAGGAAGCUUACAACAUCGCAUCACGCUUCGUAUCGAGAGAUGGGAUUAAGAAUCUUGAGGCCUAUACCAAUGAGAUUAGCGAGCGUGUGAUUGAAUCUGCGGAGGUUCGAUUCAAAGCCAAUGGAACUAAAUCAACCAAGAAAGACGAUGAUUUAGAGGAGAAGACUCAGCCUUAAGAUUUUUGAUUCCUUAUCCUCUUUAUGAUCUGUCUCUAGGGUUUGCUUUUGCUAGAUUUGAGAUUCUCAAACCGUAUUUGUUCUUGUAAAUAUGCUUCUUUCUUCCUAAUUGAUUCGUUUUGCAUCAUAAUUAUCAUUGGCUUAUGUCUCUGUGAAUGUUAGAACUAUAUAUGUUUAUUUACCUCAUAGUUCAAUUUGUUUCAUCCACCACCAUUUAGGCUAUGUAGCGUUUUGGAAUUGAGUUUGUAAAUUCUGCUGAUUUUCAAUGGUGACUGUGCUUGUGGUGACUUUGGUUUAUGCAGCUUACUUUGGCUUUUAGGAUUAGAGGUUAGUUAUUAGUAUGACUAAGCUGAAAUUUCAAGUCUGUUCAAGUGUCUGACCAAAUGGUGAGCGUUGGGGUGAAGCCAGAAACUUUCACAAGUGUUUUUCCUGCUUGUUUGCACCUAACUGCGUUACAGAUAGGCAAGCGGAUUCACUUUUUCCAUUAGCGAGAGCAGGCUCGAAACUGAUGAGUUGCUGUUGAGUAUGCAUCUUGAAUUUUCAACAGUAUACCAAAGAAGGAUGUUGUGUCGUCGCAUGGUCAACCAACAGAAGCACUUUACCAUUUUGAUGAAAUGCAGAAAUUUGGUGUAAAACCUGAUGUGGUUACUACUCUUGUUGUAUUGUCAGCGUGUAGUCAUGCUGGGUUAAUUGAUGAAGAUUUCAAGUUUUUCAGUCAAAUGAGAUCGACAUAUGGAAUCAAGCCUUGUAUUGAAC
Molecule: messenger RNA, 1385 nt
Organism: Arabidopsis arenosa
Lineage: Eukaryota; Viridiplantae; Streptophyta; Magnoliopsida; Brassicales; Brassicaceae
Source: the annotation of a GenBank genome assembly